Colletotrichum costaricense is the source of this 261-nucleotide messenger RNA. RefSeq lists its product as uncharacterized. The coding region runs from base 1 to 261 and encodes 86 amino acids. The record is from RefSeq and is a predicted model, not a curated record. The transcript has a single exon. NCBI's taxonomy places the organism in Eukaryota, Fungi, Ascomycota, Sordariomycetes, Glomerellales, Glomerellaceae.
AUGCAACCCUCAAGGGGCCUUCUCCAGAUGGAUGACGAAUUCAAGCUCAAGAAAGAUCAUCUGCCGAAGCGCUCAAGCCCCAUCUCUGAUCCCCCCAAGACACGCUCUCCUUGCACGGGUCGUCCCUGGAGUCUGGGACGGGAUAACUCGACAGCUCCUGGUCGCUCCUCGGCUGGUUGGCUGAAGGGGUGUCCACGACCAACGAACCCAGAUCGACGCACCUGCAGCACAUCCCACACAAACAGAGGCUUGAGUGUUUGA